Molecule: messenger RNA, 504 nt
Organism: Fusarium oxysporum Fo47
Lineage: Eukaryota; Fungi; Ascomycota; Sordariomycetes; Hypocreales; Nectriaceae
Exons: 3
Coding region: 1-504 (167 amino acids)
Source: RefSeq, a predicted model, not a curated record
AUGGAGAAUUUGAUAGGCUCAACUUACACCAAAAGCCGUUUAGCCAAUGGUGUGUUCAAGUCUGGUGCCGUGUAUCAAAGGUCGCUUCGUCUCAAAUUCGACGAUCGCCCAGGGGUUAUGUGUGGCUUCAUACAGCAGAUAUCUGCCAGGGACGCUCGAACAGCAUCCUCAAAACAUCCUAGUGGUCAAGGGACGACGGAGGUCCCGCUCCGGCGGCCAAGGGUCCCCCGAAAGGGCGAGUUAGCUCACGCAUCUAGUUUUGAUGCGGGAGCCAAGAGAAGAAGGGGUCUAGCUGUGCUUUACUGUCUUGUUGGUGGUUCUAUGCUGCUCGCGGUAAAGAACUGGUCCAUACUGCAAAGGCUAGUCAUGAAGACAAACACGGAAGCUCAACCAUCCGUUGCAAGUGGUCAGGAUGUUUCACAGAUCGCGUGCACAUCUGUAACGCCUAGAGAUCAAACCCGUGGGCCCGUCCCUAUAGAUCUUGAAAGUUACCUGGGGGACUAG